Messenger RNA from Gadus morhua (Atlantic cod), 2387 nucleotides. RefSeq names its product endosome associated trafficking regulator 1 (gene entr1). Gene Ontology annotation, cellular component: midbody; centrosome; recycling endosome. Lineage: Eukaryota; Metazoa; Chordata; Actinopteri; Gadiformes; Gadidae. Gene Ontology annotation, biological process: regulation of cytokinesis; positive regulation of cilium assembly; positive regulation of protein localization to cilium. The transcript is spliced from 10 exons. The coding region runs from base 275 to 1267 and encodes 330 amino acids. The record is from RefSeq and is a predicted model, not a curated record.
UCCUUCCUGUUGAUAGAUCCCUUUCCGUGUUAUCGUACCCCCUUUCAGCUAAACAUCUGGAUAUCCUUGUUUUUAGAAAGGAUUGGCGGCUUCGGUUUUAAGGCUUGAGAAGAAACCGUGCGGACUUCCUCUGCUGGUCAGUGAAGUGCUGCUCGGCGAUGACGCGGGAUCUCUGAGCUCCCUGCUGGUCUUCACACUGCUAGUUUUCAGACUUCAGACUGCUGGUCUUCAGACUUCAGACUGCUGGUCUGAGGGUGUCUCACUGUACAGAAUUAUGUCCAAAAACAAGAGCUCCGCCAAAACCCUCCUCAUCGUAGAUGGGGACGACGAGGUCCAGGAGGCUGAGCUCAACCCCUUCUCUUUCAGAGAGUUCGUCCGCCACCAUGGACCCGGGCCGGGCUCCGAGGAGACGAGCGGCUCCUACAGGAGGAAGGUGCAUGACACCACCAGCAGCCAGAGCAGAACGCCAACCUUUGCCCCGGCGAUGGAAAGCAGUUUCUUCUGGGAGCCCCUUCGCAGUGUGCUGAGGGCCCAGGAGGAUGAGGAGGGAGGGGCAGAGUCUGGACUGGCUGCUGCUGCUGCUGCUGAGGAAGAGGAAGAGGGGAACAGGAGCUCCUCUCUCUGGCUUCCAGACGAAGACCAAGAAGUAGAAGAAGAAGAAGAAGAAGAAGCUAAGGAGAUAAGCAGGACUGGAGGAAGAGGAGGGGAAGAUUAUGAAGGAGAUGAUGAAACUACCAUAUUGGAGACGCCAAACUCUCUCAGCAGAAAGAGUUCAAUGCAGCAGCUCCAAGAAGAGAACAUGGUUCUGAGGAGGAGCGUCAGCGAUCUCCACAAGUCGUCCAGCGCCUAUAAAGAAAGGAUCCAGCAGCUGUCGGAGGAGCUAAUCCGCCGAGGGCACGAGGAGGAGAAGGAGGCGCAGGCCCUGGAGAGCAUGGUCCACUCGGUGGAGCAGAACCUCCAGCUCAUGACCAAGCGAGCUGUGAAGGCAGAGAGCGGCGUUUCCAAACUAAAGCAGGAGCUGCAGCAGCUCCAGGGUCACAUGGAGAUCAUUAAAUUAGAAAAUGAACGCCUUCUAGCAGAGCAGCUUGAAACCAUGAAAACCAUGAAACAAAAUGCUCGGACGGCUGCAGAUUACCUCGGCAAGACUGCCACCCAAGCUCGCUCUUCUAUCAAACAGCUGUUGGGAGAAGCAGAGAAUCUGCAUUUAGUGUCACAGCUGCUGCAGUCAAUCGACAAGAUCUCAACGCACACCUCUGACAUCCACUAGUGCAGUGUUUCCCAAACUUUUUUCUGGGGAUGGUUUCUAAUUUUUUUAAUAACAAACCAUCGCGACCAAUAUAAAAAAUAGUACAGCCCCUUUCAAAAACAUGCUUCUUGUUUUAAAUGCUCAUGCCAAACAGGGAGGCGUGUGUUUAAGGGCAGCUAUUUUUAGCAAACAGUCAAUCGAUUCGAACAAUCAACAUUAAGAAAAGAAAAAGUAAACUUUUUUUUUAUCUUACAUUUAUUUUACAUUUAUGUGGAAAGACUGCACUAGUGCCAUCUGGCCAUAUCCACUCAAGCCUUCUCACAUCUACUCGUCUGGUCUGAUCAUCUCUAAUUGUCCUUUUUUCUGUUCCUUGGCUCUAAAAAUAUCAUCAGCUGAGACUAUUUAUUUCUUCUUGAAAGCCAGAUCAUAAUUUGCCUUUUAAACAAUUUGAAAUGCUAAAUAUAAGACAGAGCAUCUAAAUAGCUAGAUAUUUAAUUUUUCUUAUACUGUAUUUUUUUAUUGUCAUGAAUUCUAAAUAGUAUAUCACAGAUAUUGAAUACUGCAGAUAGCAUAAUUAAUGCAAUGACACUUUUAUAUAACAUUGAUCUAAAGGCCUUGGUUAAGCAUUUUCUUGUGAAAUAUUAAUCCCCCCAUGUGCUAUGUUUGAUAACAAUUUCUUUGUGAUAGAAGUUUGUAAUGUAGACGAAGAGGCCAAAUGAACGCAGCUUCUCAGAAGGCCAAGUAAUUUCUGUCAUGCUGUUCAGUUUGCAAAUGGGUUUGAUUCCGUGUGUUUGAGUUGAUGCAUUAUCUGCACCCAGUGUCACGAAAUCUCCCUGGCCAUAGUACUCUACCAUAGCCCUUCAAAGUGAUUGAAGCACUAAAAAGUCAAAGAAUGCGAUGGGGGGGAAAUAUUGACACACUUGAACUUCCAAAACCAGUGCUGGAACCACGCUGUGAUUAUUAGGAUGGCAGGAUGGACUAAAUCAGGCUAAACAAAAGUCAGCACUAUACUAUAUAUUUUACUAUUUAUAUUUGACAACGGGAUAGAGGGAGAUACAACUGUUGAAUAGACCUCUCCUUUUUGUACAAUUAUAGUAUAAGUAUUUUUAUUGAACCCUUAAUAAAUCAGCUCUGGGACUGA